Messenger RNA from Camellia sinensis, 2381 nucleotides. RefSeq names its product phosphatidylinositol 4-kinase gamma 2. The record is from RefSeq and is a predicted model, not a curated record. Lineage: Eukaryota; Viridiplantae; Streptophyta; Magnoliopsida; Ericales; Theaceae. Gene Ontology annotation, molecular function: protein binding.
ACUCGUAUUAUUAUCCUUUUGAAGUGAUGUUCGAAACAUUUGCCCGUUAAUGUCCUCGGGUGUCGGGUCAAUGCAAACACAAAUCCAACGGCUACAUGACUGUUUCUCUCUCCUCUCUUCUCUCCGAUCGACAUUUCUACCUGAAAAAAACCAGAAAAUCGGCGAGAGAAUCGGAUCCUUUUGAAAACCUGAGGAUAGAAAAUAAACCCAACCAAUUAUCCAAUAUCUAAAAUCUCGAAAAAAAAAUGGCAAAAAAAAGAUCGUCUCAAUUCAUCGCCAAUUAAUAGCCGUCUCUGCAACAUCUCAUUCUCCAAUAUAACCUCACUUUCUUUACCCCAUUCACCUUCGAUUCUUUCACCUUGGUAAGAAAGAAUCCACUCUCUAUUCGUGCUGUGUCAUCGUCUUUCAAACCCAAUUUUUGAUGACCUUUUUGGUGGGUUAGAGGAGAGAGGGAAGUUGAGUAAUCAAUCCUUGUUAAAGCUUCAAAGUUUUUACCUUUUGGGCUUCUUGAUCUUCAUGACCCCUGAAUUUGGCGGUUUUCAGAGAAAGAAUGCAUCUUUAGGUUUUGAAGCUUUGAAUUUCUUCUGGGUUUCUCUUUUCAAUUGGUGCAUUGUAUAGUAUUCUUUUUAUUUUUGUAUUUUAUUUUUGGGUAUUUAUGUAUUUGGGCUAGAACUGGACUCUUUGAUCAUCAGGAGGACAAAUUCAAUUUGAUUGAGAGGUCUUGUUCAAUUUCAGCUGUUUGUGAAGCCUAUCAACUUGUAAGUUGGUAUAGUUGUAUAAAGAUUGUAAAUUGAAUUAGGAAUUUUUUUUUUUUUUUAAAAAAAAGGAGGUUGAAAAGCACAAUGUCAGUUGCUGAUGUUGCUUUGAGUCCGAUUUGUGGGGAGUUGGUACGAUCUCCCGGUUAUCUUGAUAGCCGGUUGGGUCUGUGCUCUGAUGAAUCGAUCAUAAUUUACCUCACUGUCGUUGGUUCUGUGAUUCCCAUAUGGGUAUUGGAGUCUGAUUCGAUUGCAUCAGUGAAGCUUAGGAUCCAAACUUGUAAAGGCUUUGUAGUGAAGAAACAGAAGCUAGUUUUUCGAGGCAGAGAAUUAGCGAGAAACGAUUCCCUCAUUAAGGACUAUGGUGUCACCGAAGGGAACGUUUUGCAUUUGGUUCUCCGGCUUUCUCAUCUCCUGCUCAUCACUGUUAGGACCGCCUGUGGGAAGAAAUUUGAGUUUCAGAUUGAUCGCUAUAAAAAUGUUGGGUAUCUCAAGCGACAAAUUGCCAAGAAAGUGAAUGGUUUUGUUGAUCGUGAGGAUGUAGUACUUUUUUGCAAUGGCGAGAAGCUCGAUGACCAGAGGCUAAUUGAUGAUAUUUGUAAGAAUACAGAUGCUGUGAUUCAUUUGGUAGUUCAGAAAUCUCCAAAAGUUGAGGCCAAGCCUGUGGAGAAAGAAGUCGAACUCUCUGUCAUAUCUCGGAAGCCUUUGGUUAGAGAUUUCUUGUUGGAACCGGUUUUUGUUAAUCCGAAGAUCAAAUUGUCUUCAAUGUUAUGGGAAAUGAUUAAGUCUACACUCCAUGGAUUGGAGAGAGGUAAACAACCUAUCAGAUCAUCUGAGGGUACUGGAGGAGCUUAUUUUAUGCAAGAUGCAUUAGGAAAAAAGUAUCUUUCGGUUUUUAAGCCCUUAGACGAGGAACCAAUGGCUGUGAAUAACCCUCAAGGGUUACCCUUAUCAUCAAACGGUGAAGGACUAAAAAGGGGAACAAGAGUUGGAGAAGGUGCAUUUAGAGAAGUUGCAGCAUACAUAUUGGAUCAUCCUAAGAGUGGUCCGCGCUCAUUGUUGAGUGGUGAGGUUGGAUUUGCUGGUGUGCCACCUACUGUUAUGGUUCAGUGCUUGCACAAGGGAUUUAAUUAUCCAGAAGGGUAUGAAUGUGCACCAAAGAAUGUUAAGAUUGGUUCAUUGCAAAUGUUUAUGAAGAAUUUUGGAUGUUGUGAGGACAUGGGUCCUAGGGAUUUCCCUGUGGAGGAGGUCCACAAGAUUAGUGUGUUUGAUAUAAGAAUGGUGAAUACAGAUAGGCACGCGGGAAAUAUUCUGGUGAUCAAAGAGGGUGAAGAAGGGCGUAUCGUGCUUAUUCCAAUUGAUCAUGGCUAUUGCUUGCCUGAGAAUUUUGAAGAUUGCACACUCGAUUGGCUCUAUUGGCCACAAGCACACCAACCUUACUCCCCAGAUACAGUUGAGUACAUAAGAUCACUGGAUGCUGAACAAGAUAUUGCACUUUUGAAGUGCUAUGGAUGGGACCUUUCAAUUGAGUGUGCACGUACACUCCGUAUCUCCACCAUGCUUUUGAAGAAAGGGGUAGAGAGAGGACUCACUCCUAAACUAGUAGGUGAACUCUUUCUGAUGUAG